ACUUGUGUCUUGUCUUCAACUUGCCACUUCAGUUUAGUUUACCAACUUGAAAACGACACUCAUGUCUUGAAUCACUCAUCCCAAAGUGCUAAGUGAACUUUUAAUCCGUUUUUAAAAAUAGCCUCCAUUAUGGAAAACAGUGUUUUAUCGUUAUUUUAUUUUGCUAUAAUUGUGUCGCAGUUUACAUAUUUCAUAUCACCCUAUUCAAUUUCUGGCUAUCGAACAGUUGAUGAAACUCCAGAAAAUGAUAAUGAAAACUACAAAUCCUCCCCGAUGUUGUCCACGGAGUGUGAUCCUUGUCCCAUAGGAAUCGAGUGUGUGCCACAAAUCCAGUGUCCGGCUCAUGUGCUCAUGGAAAACCAUGAAAAACCCCAAGUAUGUGAUUUGUCGGGUGGGAAAUUUGGUUUCUGUUGUCUAACGGGACAAAAUCAUAGUAUUUCCAAGGACCAGACGCCACGUUUUGCCAGAUUUUCCGGACUGACCGAUGAUAUUCUGGAGAAAGCUCGUGCGAAGUUUGCCAAAAUAAUGCAGAGCACUGUCGGAGCAGCCGUGAAAAAAGGUCAUCCAGACUUUCUGCAUAAUAUCGUUUUUCAUUCGAAUCCCCAGGAGGAUAUCGAAGGCUUCCAUAUUUCAGCAUCGGCCAUGCAAGAAGUCAUAACGUCGCAGAUCUUCCGUGAAAUCGAACACAUUCCGGUUGAGGACUUUGAAACUAAUAGCAUCAAAGUGGAUUUUAAGACUUCACCAAUGGCCCAACAUUGCACAUCGCCAUUUGCUUGCAGUGAUAUCCAAGCCAAGUAUAGGUCUUUAAGUGGAACUUGUAAUAAUCCAAUUCCACACCGAUCUAUGUGGGGUGCUGCUGGACAGCCAAUGGAAAGGCUCCUGCCUCCGGCAUACGAAGAUGGUGUGUGGUUGCCUCGAGUGCACAGUGUCGAUGGAUCACCUUUGAUGGGAGCACGAGAAAUCUCACGGACCCUUUUGUUGGAUUCGAAUAGACCUCAUCCCAAGCACAAUCUCUUGGUUAUGCAGUUCGGCCAGUUUCUGGCGCAUGAUGUAACUCAGUCAUCUUCGAUUCGUUUGGAAAAUGGUGAAGCCAUUGAGUGCUGUGCUCAAGAUGGUUCGGGUCCUCUGCCACCGCAUCAGAGUCAUUUCGCUUGCAUGCCUAUCCCAGUGGAACCGAAUGAUGAAUUCUAUGGGCAUUUCAACCAGCGUUGCAUCAAUUUCGUGCGUCUAUCUUUGGCUCCGAACACAGAGUGCAGAAUGGGCUACGCAAAGCAGAGGAGCAAAGUGACCCAUUUCUUGGACGCUUCUCCGGUGUAUGGUUCGACUUCCCCAUCGGCUUCGAUUCUGCGGACAUUCCGUGGAGGAAAACUUCGCAUGUUCGAUGACUUUGGCAGGGACUUGCUUCCGUUAACAAACGAAAAGGAGUCGUGUGCCAGUAAUGAGAAUGGAAACGUUUGCUUUAAAUCAGGUGAUGGAAGAACAAACCAAAUCAUUUCUCUGAUAGCAAUACACAUUCUCUUUGCCAGAGAACACAACCGCCUUGCAGAAGCCUUGGCCCGGAUAAAUCCACACCUUAACGAUGAAACGCUUUACCAGGAAGCACGUCGUAUUGUGAUCGCCGAAAUUCAGCACAUCGUCUACAACGAGUACUUGCCCAUUGUGGUUGGACCCAAGCAGAUGCAACGCUUCCGCAUAGCCACCCAGCAUCAAGGUUAUGCGAACGACUACAGUACUGAGGUGAAUCCUGCGGUUACCAAUGAAUUCACAGGAGCAGCCUUCCGCUUUGGCCACUCCACCGUCGACGGGAAGUUCCAUGUGCACUCGAGCAAUGGUGUCGAUGAGGUCAUUGAUAUUCCCGAUGUUAUGUUCAAUCCCUCACGCAUGCGUAAGAGAUCCUUCUACGAUGCGAUCCUCAAUACAAUGCUGGACCAGCCUAUGCAAAAAGUCGACGGGUCCAUUACUCAUGGUCUGAGUAGGUUCCUAUUCCGUGGAGCCAAUCCGUUUGGCUUGGACUUGGCCGCCUUGAACAUUCAGCGAGGACGAGAUCAUGCCCUGAGAAGUUACAAUCAUUAUCUUCAUGCAAGCGGUCAGAGGAUCAUUCAUAGUUUCAGCCAGUUCUCACCCGAUGUGGCUAGGAAGCUUUCUCAGGUCUACCGUCAUCCUGACGAUAUUGAUCUAUGGGUCGGUGGUCUAUUGGAACCACACGUCCAUGAAGCCUUAGUUGGUCAAACAUUCAGCGACAUAAUUGCAGAUCAGUUUUCCCGAUUGAGACAUGGUGAUCGUUAUUUCUAUGAAUAUGGUCCGAAUAUAAAUCCUGGAGCCUUCACAGCGUCUCAACUAAAUGAAAUUCGAAAAUCAUCAUUUGCCCGAAUAAUAUGUGAUAAUUCCGAUCGUAUUGGAAUUUUCGAGGUUUCUCCAGCCGCUUUUGUAAGGCCAGAUUAUACUGGAAAUCAAAAAAUUCGUUGUGAUAAAGCUGCGAUUCCAAGUAUGGAUUUGAGGUUUUGGAGGAUUUAACUUUUUUAAAAAAGAAUUCAUAGUAAUGUGUUUUUUUUUUGUUGGUAUGUCUGUGUUAUU
Messenger RNA from Eupeodes corollae, 2574 nucleotides. RefSeq names its product chorion peroxidase (gene Pxt). Gene Ontology annotation, molecular function: peroxidase activity; heme binding. The transcript is spliced from 2 exons. The record is from RefSeq and is a predicted model, not a curated record. Gene Ontology annotation, biological process: response to oxidative stress. The coding region runs from base 130 to 2514 and encodes 794 amino acids. NCBI's taxonomy places the organism in Eukaryota, Metazoa, Arthropoda, Insecta, Diptera, Syrphidae.